AAAUCAGUUUCCACUUUCCUUCAACAAAAUCAAAGUCUAAAUUUUCUUACAACCGGAGUGGAUGAUCUGCCUGUUUUAUAGCUUCCUUGUCCUAACAAACAUCCAUCCAUCAAUCCUCCGUUCUUAACAAAACCAGAAGCAUCCAUCUUUCCCUCUCAGAUCCAACCUUAAACCACAUCUCAUGUCUCCAACAAAUGCCAACACCUUUCCCAGUGUUGUUGGUCUUGAACCCCAUGAGAACCCACAACCAGGCCAACCCGAUAUCCACCGGAGCCGGCAAGGUUCGCCGGUUCAUUCCCCUCGACGAGGAUCGAGUCUAUUUGGGAAUGGUGAAAAGGGUUAUGAUUGGUUAGGGUUUUUGUGGGUGGGUCAGAAGCAGCAGUUGAGGAAGGGGAAGAGAAAGGGAGGGAGGGUUUGGCACCUGAGGAAGAGAGUCAAGGGGCUCGUGGUUGUGAUUGGAUUGGUGGGUGUGUUUUUCUUGGUGAAUUGGUUCAUGCUUUUGAGGUUGCAGGAGGAUCCAGUGGAGCCCCAUCACCAUGGAUCUCCAAAGAAUUCGUCUUCCAUUUCGGUUCAGGGAAAGUCGAAAAAGCAUGGUAAAGGGAAGAAGCAAUACAAUGGUUUAUAUGGGAGGAUGCUGGCUUUGGCUGCACAUGCCUUGGCUGAGGGGCAGAAUAAACGCGAGCCGAAAGACUUAUGGCAGGAACCUGUAGUCCCUGCUUCUGCCUGGAGACCUUGUGCCGAUCAACGUGACUGGGAACCUAGCAAGGGGAAUAACGGAUACAUUAUGGUUACUGCAAAUGGUGGAAUUAACCAGCAGCGUGUAGCCGUUUGCAAUGCUGUUGUAGUAGCACGAUUACUUAACGCAACCCUUGUUAUUCCAAAAUUUAUGUACAGUAGUGUCUGGAGAGAUGUGAGUCAAUUCAGCGAUAUCUAUCAGGAGGAACAUUUUAUUAACUACCUCACUCCUGAUAUUCAGAUAGUGAAGGAACUUCCUGAGGAGCUAAGGUCAUUAGAUUUGGAGGCAAUUGGUAGUGCUGUCACAGACGUAGAGGUUCCUAAGGAGGCUAAACCAAGUUUUUAUUUAAAACACAUUCUUCCCCUUCUACUCCAAAAUAAAGUUGUCCAUUUCAUUGGGUUUGGGCAUCGGUUGGCAUUUGACCCAAUACCAUUUCAGCUGCAGAGACUUCGAUGCAGAUGCAACUUUCAUGCACUUCAAUUUGUUCCAAAAAUACAAGAAACUGGUGCUUUGCUCCUUAAAAGGUUGCGCCAGCACACAGUUCAGCAGGGACUGUUGGAUCGUUAUCUUGUUGGUACAUAUGCAGAAUCAAUUGUGAAUGAAAAGAGUGCUCAUUCUGCAAAAGCUUCUAGAUAUCUAGCCAUACAUUUGAGAUUUGAAAUUGACAUGGUCGCUCAUUCUUUGUGUGAGUUUGGAGGAGGUGAAGAAGAAAGAAGAGAAUUGGAAGCUUAUAGGGAGAUCCAUUUCCCUGCAUUGACACUUCUGAAGAAGACAAAAAGGUUACCUUCUCCUCAAGAGUUGAGAUCUGAAGGUUUAUGUCCAUUAACACCAGAAGAAGCAGUGCUUAUGCUUGCUGCUCUUGGUUUCAAUCGUAAGACACAUAUAUUUGUGGCAGGUGCACAGAUAUAUGGAGGGCAGACAAGAUUGACUGCUUUGACAACCUUGUAUCCUAACUUGGUUACUAAAGAGAACUUGCUUUCACCAACUGAACUCAACCCUUUCAUGAACUUCUCGUCUCAGCUUGCAGCACUGGACUUCAUUGCCUGCACUGCUUCGGAUGCAUUUGCCAUGACAGACUCGGGUAGUCAAUUGUCAUCUCUGGUAUCUGGUUUUCGAAUAUACUAUGGUGGAGGGAGAAUGCCAACAAUACGUCCCAACAAGCGAAGACUGGCAGACAUAUUCACAAAGAACAAUACCAUAGAAUGGAAAAUUUUUGAGCAGAGGGUUAGGAAGGCGGUUAGGCAAACUAAACAUGUCCAGACAAGGCCUAAGGCAAGGAGUGUGUAUCGUUACCCUCGGUGUAAAGAGUGUAUGUGCCUUUCAACUUGAAUUGUUAUUAUUACCCGUUUUUGACAUGAGACAUUCAUUGUUGUGUAGAAUUAGUCUUGAAUCAGGCUCAUCAACAAUUGAUUACUUCAUUUUAUACUAAAAAGGCAUUGCAUAUUGUUUAUCAAAGAAACAGUAAAAUUCCUUUCUGCUUCAGUUUCAUCUAAAAUAUGGAAACUGGAUUAAUUGAUAAUGGCAUUCUGAUGAUGUGAUUCCAACUUCCUGUUAAAAAAAUUUCGCCAAAGCUGAACUCAUUCCUGGCCACAGUCGCAUUGAUUUCAAUGUCAAGAUCUUGAGUUCCUUCUGGGGCUAUUGUGAACAUGGGUGGAUACAGGUUGAUAGCUGUUCCAUUAGGUGGUACUGCAGAGCAUAGAUAUGUCUCAGGUUUGCCUCCUACAUUCCUGAAACUCCGAUGUAAUGUCAGUGAUCCAUUCAACGAAGAUACUGUCACUGAUGGGAGGUUCAGAUUUGAUGGAUGGCUGAGCGUUUGAUUGCAGGAUGCUCCGGUAGCACCUUUGAUUGCAGCUUGAUCAAUUUCAGGCAUGGAACACAAAAAUGCAAUGUAAUCUUCAAAUUCUGCUACACACACAGGAUUCAUCUUAAGAAACUAAACAGAACAGCAAAAUGAACGUUAGUUUCUUUCCUGUUAUUCUGAAGUGUUUACCUGAUGACAAGACGAGGCCUGGAUCCAGGGCACGAGAUGGACUAACAAAGCCAG
Messenger RNA from Rubroshorea leprosula, 2780 nucleotides. NCBI's taxonomy places the organism in Eukaryota, Viridiplantae, Streptophyta, Magnoliopsida, Malvales, Dipterocarpaceae. The record is from the annotation of a GenBank genome assembly.